Molecule: messenger RNA, 2769 nt
Organism: Poecilia reticulata (guppy)
Lineage: Eukaryota; Metazoa; Chordata; Actinopteri; Cyprinodontiformes; Poeciliidae
Gene: pex14
Product: peroxisomal biogenesis factor 14
Biological process (GO): protein import into peroxisome matrix, docking
Cellular component (GO): peroxisomal importomer complex; peroxisomal membrane
Molecular function (GO): signaling receptor binding
Source: RefSeq, a predicted model, not a curated record
CAAAAAGCCAUCUUCAGGAAAAGCAAUCGAGCGUGAUACCGUCGACCUAUCGGGGGGCUGGGAAGAUGGCAUCCACCGAGCAACCUGAUCCACCAACACAGUCUGGCCUUCCUUCCGGAGAUGACGGGACAGCUCGGCCCAGAGAAGCACUGGUUGCAACUGCCGUAAAAUUUCUGCAGAACCCGAAGGUACGCGAGAGCCCCCUGGCCACCAGAAAGGCCUUCUUGAAGAAAAAAGGACUCACUGAUGAAGAGGUGGAGUUGGCCAUCCAGCGCUCUGACAGCACAGAGGAAGUCCUGCCUUUGGGCCCUGUGGGACUCCCGACUCCACCUUAUGCAGCUCAGCUAACUCCUGUGCCACCCACAGGCUACAGAUGGAGAGACUAUGGAGCGCUCACCAUCAUUAUGGUUGGCAUCGCAUUUGGCUUUCAUCAGCUUUACAAGAAAUACAUCCUUCCCCUCAUUAUGGGGAGCCGAGAGGACAAGAAGCAUCUGCAGAGGAUGGAAAGCAACAUUGCAGCAAUGAGUGGCACGCUGACACAGACAGUCACCCAGCUACAGCAAACCCUGGUCCAUAUCCAGGAGCUCCUGGUCCAGCAGCAGCAGAAGAUCCAGGAACUCUCUCAAGAACUAUCUGCAGGAGAGACAUCAUCCUCAACCAACCGCAUCCUGGACAACCAAACAGUUGGAGAGCUAAAGGCUGAGAUUGCCUCUUUGAAGGGCUUACUGCUCAGCAGGAGACAGUUUCCUUCCACUCCUGCCAUUCCAAAGAUCCCGUCGUGGCAGAUUCCCCUGAAGUCACCGUCAGGAGUCGGCUCGCCGUCCGUUAACCACACCAACAGCAGCAGCGACAUCUCCCCCGUCAGCAACGAGUCCGCCAACUCCUCCCCAGUCAAAGACGGACACCAGAGCCCCGAGGAAGCGCUGGGGGGCCCAGAUGGAGCCCACGUUAUGAACGGCGACGCCCACACGACUCCGCCACUAGACCAGGUGCGCAUGGAGGUACAGGGUGAGGAGGAGAAGAAGGAGGAAGACAAAGAGGAUGAUGUCAGCCACGUAGAAGAGGGGGAGGAGGAGGAAGCUCUGAGCAUGCAGACGGAGGAUCGAAGAGGCGGAGACGGACAGAUUAAUGAACAGGUGGACAAACUGAGGCGGCCCGAGGGGGCCAGCAACGAGAGCGAGGUUGAUUAGCCGAAGAGCAGAAAGCACAAAAAACAAAAAAUCGCUCACUUGUCAUCUCGACUUGUUUCUCUACGAACCUCCCUGCCGACACCAUGUGAUUUCUAUUCGCCUUCCCCUUCCGUUUCCACUUCCCCUUUGUUACAUUUUAAUGUUGAUCAGAAUAGGGAGUAGGCGAGGGUGUUGAGAGAAUCCACAGCUGACAGAUAUCAGUGUGGCUGGUGACUGAAAGGCUUCCCACAGUUUACUUUUGAUCACGCCGAGCCUCGCGUAGUGACGUCUCUCCGAGAGGAGAAAUAAUAGAAGUGAUAGUAAAAUCACAACAACUCUUAAAGCACCUGUUUAAUACUAAGCUUAUGUGACUUCUUACUUUUAAUUUAAAUGAUCUGAUCAACCAAUUAGCAGCUCUGCCGCAGCGUCACCGUAACCGUACGGAUUCAGACCAAAGCUGCACGUCCGCUAGUCAGAAAGCAGAUGUUGCAUCGGUCUCAAAGUUACGGUGAGUUUCCUGCGAAGCAUUUUUUCGAGUCGCUCUCCUUGCUGAUGGCAAUAGGAGAGGACAAGCUCUUCCAGGGCCGAUGCUUUUAGCCUCUUUUAUGUGUCCUUUUGCAUUGGUGUCAGUCUGUCAAUAAUUCACAAGGCCGGCAGGGUGGCAUUUGGGUGAAAUAAAAGCCCUGAAAUUUGAGAUUAGAAUGUGAUGACGGGCUUUGUUCCAUGCCGGUGUUGGAGUGCUCAUAUGCUCAGAGAAGGAGGGGAGGGGAGAGAGAAGAUGAAUGUUUUUCUCCUCUCUUUCUCUCUCUCUCUUUCCUUCUCUUGCUUUCCUUUUUCACCGAGGGCAGAAUCCUGCAUCUUUGCGCGAGAGCGUUUGUUUGUGCGCGAGGGAAAAAAACCCCCAGACAGUCUGCAGAGCUAUAUCUGCGUCUCCAGCAGGGCAGCUGAUUUGGUUUGUGAAGUAUGUUAAUAAUCAAAUGAUCAACAAAUAACAGAUGUAUUAGUUCAUGCAGCUUGAAAUGUCAAGGAGGCUAAAAGCGGAAAUCUAAUACUGGAAGCCCAGUUGCAUCGUAUCAUUUUCUGUGACAAACCCUCCGGUCCAAAUUAGGUAGGGCCUCCCACAGUGAGUAAUCUUUACAGAAAACGGCAACAAUAUUUUGUAAUUAAGCUGCAGUAAGACAAAAGCGCUGCCACAGAUGGAAGUUGCAGAACUGGUAUUACUUUCUUUUUCUUUCUUCCUCUCUCUCUCUCUCUUUCUCUCUCUCUCUCUCGGUGUGGAGGUGGAUGGGGAAGUUAAAAAAAAAAUGCCCCGUGAUUGAAAAGGAAAGUAAUAAAUGAAUACUUGACUUAUUGAAUUACUCACUGUGUCAAGCUAACAAGAAGAGUCCAUGACUGAGAAGAAGGGAUGCCAGCCUUUUUGUCUCCAUCACACGGCUUUCCUACAUGUAACGAAAAUGGCCCAGAUUACACUCUGUUGGGUUAGUUAAGCAUCAAAUAGGUUUACUGUGUUUUGUUUAUGCUUUUCAUUUUUUGAUGGGGAAGUCCUGAAAGUUGUAUAAAAGUCGUUGACAACUGUAAUAAAUCUGGUUCACCACAAGAA